CUUUCAGGGACAGGAGGUUGUCGGUCCCUUAAUUUUAGAUAUUGAGCUAAAUAUGUAGUCGCUAGUCUAUAAAUUAGUACGUUAAUUCGUUGAUUUAAGGGACAUGCCUUUGCUCAUUCAAAAUAUAGUUGUGGAACGUAUCACCUCGACCGCAGAACUCUUCGACAAAUAUCAACAUUUGCAGGAGAAUGCAAAAGCCUUUCGAUCCCAGCCGCUCACUGACGUUGACCCCAAGUGCCUCCUGUAUGUCCAACAGAGAGAGUUUGCUGCGACGACACCAGCAGAUGAUAGUGUUUCAGUGAUUGGAUCUGAGGAUGCCACCACCUGCCAUUUGGUUGUGCUACGGCAUACAGGAAGUGGAGCUGCUUGCUUUGCUCACUGCGAUGGUUCCAACACUUGCGCUGAAGUCCCCCUCUUUAUCAAAUCAGUCACAUCGCUGAGUACCUGUUGUAAUGAGGGCAGGCUUGAACUCCAUCUUGUUGGUGGCUUUAAGGAUGAGGCAAUGACAUCCCAUGAACUCAGCCUUAACAUACUAGCAGCCUUCCAACAGCUAAAAGAUGAUAUCCAUCUGGAAACAUGUUGCAUCACAGAAAUGAAUGAUGUAGUCCUCAAUGCUGUUCAUAGACCGGCAGUUUAUGGUGUUGCUGUAAAUGUUAAAACAGGCAAAGUGUUCCCUGCUAAUUUCCCUUAUAAAGGACCAGCAGAGGCGCUGCGGUCAGCACGCACCUUCACAGGGGGACAGAUGGUUGACAUUUAUGACUCUAGUCGAGGACUUGUAAAAGUCGGCCCUUGCAAGUGGUCUCCCAAUAUGGGUAUUGCCUUUUGGUUGUCACAAGAUGAUGCCAUUAUCUUAAAGUACUUGUCUACAUCGCCAAAGGCUGAGCCACCAGACUUUGUCCAUCACAUCAAAUCCACAAUCCAGUUCCUCCUAAAGCACCCAAACUCUGACAGUCUCUUCCCUGGGGGUCAGCCACAGCUCUACCACAGGACUGAGAGCGGUGAAUGGGAGAGUGUUGCUUCUCAAGUUGAUUCUUGAUUGAUUGUUUUGGACCAUGCAAUCACCGUCUGCUUUUGUCAUCGUGUCUUAAACUGGACCUCACAUCAAUCGAAAGGCUGUCAUAACUCAUCUGGCUGGCCCAGUAGAGAAGUAGGCACACAAACUACAGUCUAUCUUUGUCUGAUGAAGGUAUGUUGCCACUUGUGUGAGCUGAUGUAAAACCUGAACCUUCAAUCUCCUGUAUCAUGUUGACUUUUUUGUUGUUUUUUGUCUUUUUGGAAAUUGAUAAAAUCAUUUUACCACCUAGCACAUAUUGGUUGACAAAACAUCACUGACGGAUAGCAAAGUUAUAUGCACCUUGAAAAUACUAAUACAUACUACUAAUAAAUAAAGUGCUUAAUAAAUGUCUUAGACCACUUGCCAUCAAGUAACGAGGAGACCAUCCGCCACCAUGAAGUACUCAAAUGCACUCUUUCAAUAUCAGUGAGCUGCUGAUGAGACAGGAAUGAGGAAGUAAAUAUAAUUUCUUAGUUAAAUAAUAUAGGGCGGAACAGUGGAAGACUGGUUAGCACAUCUGCCUCACAGUUCUGAGGACCCGGGUUCAAAUGCCGGCCUCCCGUGUGGGAGUUUGCAUGUUCUCCCUGUGCAUUGCGUGGGUUUCCUCCCACAUCCCAAAAAACAUGCAUGGUAGGUUAAUUGAAGACCUAUUUGCCCAUAAGUGUGAAUGUGAGUGUGAAUGGUUGUUUGUCUAUAUGUGCCCUGCGAUUGGCUGGCGAGCAGUUCAGGGUGUAACCCUAGUAAGGGUAAGCGGUAUGGAAAAUGGAUGGAAAUAAUGUACUUCAGAUAUUUUUAUUUUUUUAUGGAUUAAAAAAAAUAUCAAAUUUUAGCAUUAAAAUGUUUCUGUUAAAAAGCUCCUACAUAAUUGUUUACCAACUGAAUUUAGCAUCGACUUUACAUUGUGUGGUGGUCUAAUAAAUUAUUUGUAUCAUUUCAUUUAAUGGGGUAAAUGAAGGAAUGGCAUUUAAGACAUUUAAGAGAAAUGUGUACAUAAUGCACCUGUGUAUGAAAAUGAAACAUGACGACACAAGCAAGAUUAACCAAACUGCACAAAAUACGUUCACCUUCCUGGUGGGAGUAUGGCUGUCAAUUAGCUGGUACUGAAUGUUUUAAAAGGCCAUUAAUUUGGGUAAUUGAUUUUAAUUUAAAAAAUAAUAAAAUGCUUGUUUAAAUGUAAUGAAUUUUAAUAAA
This is a messenger RNA of Phycodurus eques (leafy seadragon), 2245 nucleotides long. It is a transcript of the gene ntan1, whose product is annotated as N-terminal asparagine amidase. The record is from RefSeq and is a predicted model, not a curated record. Gene Ontology annotation, biological process: ubiquitin-dependent protein catabolic process. NCBI's taxonomy places the organism in Eukaryota, Metazoa, Chordata, Actinopteri, Syngnathiformes, Syngnathidae. Gene Ontology annotation, cellular component: nucleus. Gene Ontology annotation, molecular function: protein-N-terminal asparagine amidohydrolase activity. Bases 104 to 1036 code for a protein of 310 amino acids. The transcript has 10 exons.